AUGCCAGGCGGAUUCUGCCAGUCGUGUGACUGCCAUCCAGACGGCUCACUGAACGGCGCUUGCAAUCCACUCACUGGCCAAUGCGAAUGUCGUGUCGGAGUGACUGGAAGAGACUGCAGUCGUUGCCAGCAUCGUCACGCUUUCAUUGGAGGAGUUUGCACCUCUUGUGAUCAAGGCUGUUAUCUACCGCUGAUGACCAUGGUUGAUGAGUUAGAGAUGACGUUGGCCAAUCAGAACUUCACUACUCUGCGCCCAAUCCCAUGGAAACGACUUUCCCGAAUCGGAAAUAACACCGAAUUGAUGUUCGAGUUCAUGAGAGGACUGGACGAAGGCGACGGCGAAGUGGGCGGAAUCGUCAGGGACAGCAAAUAUGCCAAAGAAGCAUUUGCAGUUGUUGAAGGGGCUCGCUUCCAAAUGGAACGAAUGACCAAAGGCGUCACAUCGUUGGAACAAUUCACCGCUUUGGCCGAGAAACUGAUUCUGGACGCUCAGCUCACUUAUAGCAACGCAUUCAACACAACUCAAUUCCUCAAGCACUUCCACAUGUACGGUGGGACCACCGUAGGUGGAGCGACAUUGGACGCAUGGGUUCGCGAAUCCGAAGCUCAUUACAAUGCCACCCUCGAUCGUGGCGAGUACAUCGAGAAGAGAUUGAAUCGUGCUGAACAGGAACACAAGAAAAACGAGGAGUUGCUGAAGAGGGUAUUUGCCAAUAAGCUGAAUGAUACGUCUUUUGAGAAUAUCCAAGAUCGACUGGAUGAAUUUGACCAGUGGCUAGAGGACUACAGGGCUACCAUCUACGACAGCGCCAGACGAGAUACCGCUGAGGCGGAACGGAUGAGCAAUGUUGUCGCCAAACGCAUCGAUCGAUACAAGGAAGUUAGCAACGAAAUCGAAAAACUCCGCGCUGAGGCUGAAGAUGAUCUGGCUGCAGCUCGAAAUUCCGUCGAUAAUGCCAAAGGAAAGGAACUACUGAAUAUGUUUGAUGACAGUCGCGCCAUGAACGAGACGUUAGAACCUGCUGCUGAAGCUUCGUCGGAAUGUCGGAACAUAUCCAUGAUGUACGCUCAACUUAUCGAUGAAUACGACGAAGUGUUUGUCCAAAAAGCAGCGACACAUGCGGAAAUGUUGGAAAAAGCCGCAGAUGUGUUGAAGGACUCAUUCAAGGACACCAAGCUUGAGGCAGAGAACCCCUUGAAAGCUUCUCAUGCUUACGAGGAAAUCGCUGACGCCCUCAAGAAUGCUACUAAAGCUGCUGAUGACGCUCUGAAAGCUGCCAAAGAAGCCCAUGCUGAUGCCGAUGGAGAUCCAGAAAAGUCGCUGUUGAAACGGGUUGGAGAGUCGAAGAAAGCCAGUGAAGCACUUGCCGAAGGUGAGUGGCUAGUCCCAUGGCUCAUCAGUUGA
Cooperia oncophora is the source of this 1404-nucleotide messenger RNA. The record is from the annotation of a GenBank genome assembly. Lineage: Eukaryota; Metazoa; Nematoda; Chromadorea; Rhabditida; Trichostrongylidae.